UGCCUCCAACGAGCAGCUCCUGCAGGGAGUGUGCAACAUGGAGGGAGGGACUGAAGAAGGGACGGGAGCUACGGCUGCCGCCUUUUCUGAUCUUCGAGCUACAGCUUCCAGUGCAGGGGGAAGUGGAAAUAACCUUGAUGAAUUGGAAAGAAAGAUGAAGUCUUCAGUACACCCAGAGGAAGAUGACUUUGUGCCAGAACUACAUAGAAAUGUUCAUCCUCGAGAGCGACCUGAUUGGGAAGAAACUCUCAGUGCCAUGGCAAGAGGAGCAGAUGUCCCUGAGAUUCCCGGAGAGCUGCCACUUAAGACGUGUGGCAGUACAGCCAGCAUGAAGGUCAAACAUGUAAAAAAAUCCACCAAUCCAGGUCUGCUGGGCUGUGACAACAUUCACAGGUUGCCCUUCACGAAGGGCCACUUUCCAAAGAUGGCAGAGUGUGCUCACUUUCACUACGAGAAUGUGGAGUUUGGCAGCAUCCAGCUUUCACUCUCGGAAGAGCAGAAUGAAGUAACGAGAAACGGCUGUGAAUCUAAGGAGCUGGUCUACCUCGUACAGAUUGCUUGUCAGGGUAAAAGCUGGAUCGUGAAGCGGAGUUAUGAAGAUUUCAGAGUGCUCGAUAAGCAUCUACAUCUCUGUAUUUAUGACCGUCGCUUCUCCCAGCUUUCAGAGCUCCCCCGUUCUGACUCCUUGAAGGACAGCCCCGAGUCGGUCACACAGAUGCUUAUGGCUUACCUGUCACGUCUCUCAGCCAUUGCGGGCAACAAGAUCAAUUGUGGGCCUGCUCUGACCUGGAUGGAGAUUGAUAACAAAGGUAAUCACCUGCUUGUCCAUGAAGAAUCAUCCAUCAAUACGCCUGCUGUUGGUGCUGCACACGUUAUCAAGCGAUAUACUGCUCGGGCACCAGAUGAGCUGUCCUUAGAGGUGGGAGACAUUGUAUCUGUUAUUGAUAUGCCUCCAAAAGUAUUGAGCACGUGGUGGAGGGGCAAACAUGGAUUUCAGGUGGGACUCUUUCCGGGGCACUGCGUUGAGUUAAUCAACCAAAAGGUCCCUCAAUCAGUGACGAAUUCCGUGCCAAAACCAGUCUCCCCCGCCCAUGGAGCCCGCCCGGCGUCUUGGAGCUACUUCCCCCCUUAUUUGGAGAUGGAUAGUGUAAAGCCAGGUUCUGCAUGCGUUUCAGAGGCUCCCAACCAAUCCCAGCUGAGCUCAGUGUCCAAAAAGCACGGCAAGCUCAUUACCUUCCUACGCACAUUCAUGAAGUCUCGUCCAACCAAGCAGAAACUGAAGCAGCGGGGUAUUUUGAAGGAGAGGGUAUUUGGCUGUGACCUGGGAGAACACCUCCUGAAUUCUGGCUUUGAAGUGCCCCAAGUUCUUCAGAGCUGCACUUCAUUCAUUGAGAGAUAUGGCAUCGUGGAUGGAAUAUACCGUCUCUCAGGGGUUGCCUCCAACAUCCAGAGGCUACGCCACGAGUUUGACUCUGAACACAUUCCCGACCUGACGAAAGAGCCUUAUGUGCAGGAUAUCCAUUCCGUGGGCUCCCUCUGUAAGCUGUACUUCAGGGAGCUGCCAAAUCCGCUGCUCACUUACCAACUCUAUGAGAAGUUCUCAGAUGCAGUGUCUGCAGCCACAGAUGAAGAGCGAUUGAUUAAAAUUCACGACGUCAUCCAGCAACUCCCACCUCCACAUUACAGAACGCUGGAGUUCUUAAUGAGACAUUUAUCCCUUCUAGCUGAUUACUGCUCCAUCACGAACAUGCACGCUAAGAACCUAGCAAUUGUGUGGGCCCCAAACCUGCUUCGGUCAAAACAGAUAGAGUCUGCCUGCUUCAGUGGGACAGCUGCCUUCAUGGAAGUGAGAAUUCAGUCGGUGGUGGUUGAAUUUAUUCUCAAUCACGUGGAUGUUCUCUUCAGCAGCAAAAUCAGUGCUGUCAUUCAAGAUGGGGCAGCAGCUUCUUUAUCCAGGCCCAAGUCCCUGUUGGUUUCAUCGCCAUCCACCAAGCUGCUGACCUUGGAAGAAGCCCAGGCCCGGACGCAAGCUCAGAUCCACUCCCCCAUCGUGACCGACAACAAAUACAUUGAAGUGGGAGAAGGGCCAGCUGCACUUCAGGGAAAAUUCCAUACUGUCAUUGAGUUUCCUCUUGAAAGGAAGCGGCCCCCAAGCAAAAUGAAGAAGUCUCCAGUGGGGAGCUGGCGGUCCUUCUUCAACUUGGGGAAGUCGUCGUCGGUCUCCAAGCGCAAACUCCAACGGAAUGAGAGUGAGCCUUCAGAGAUGAAAGCCAUUGCUCUGAAAGGUGGCAGGGCAGAAGGAACCCUCCGCUCGGCUAAGAGUGAAGAAUCUCUGACUUCUCUGCACGCUGUUGAUGGUGAAUCAAAGCUGUUCCGGCCAAGAAGACCCCGUUCUAGUAGCGACGCGCUCUCUGCCUCUUUUAACGGAGAGAUGCUAGGAAACCGCUGCAAUUCCUAUGACAAUCUGCCCCACGACCAGGAGAGUGAAGAGGAAGACGGGCUGCUGCACAUCCCAGCCCUCGUGUCCCCUCAUUCCACUGAGGAUGUUGACCUGAGCCCACCAGACAUUGGCGUGGCCAGCUUGGAUUUUGAUCCCAUGUCCUUCCAGUGCAGUCCUCCCAAGGCAGAGGCGGAAUGUCCCGAGCACAGCGCCCUGCUGGACUUCGAGGAGUUCGCCCAGGACAAGGUGGCCAAUCGAAAGGAGGCCGAGGCAGGUAGCCAGUGUCAGACUCCCGGAAGCACCACCAGUUCCGAACCUGUCUCCCCACUCCAGGAUAAGGCGAGUAGCCCCUUCUUCACCCUGGAUCUGAGCCCGACGGAAGAAAAAGCACCCAGGCCCUCCUCGUCUACUGAGAGGGUCGUCUAUGCUUUCUCCCCCAAGAUGGGACGGAAACUGAGCAAGUCCCCAGCCCCGACCGGAUCCGAGCCCGUCUCCGUGCCGCUGCCCGGCCCCAUGUCCGAGGCCACCGUUGGAGUUUCCGGCCCCAUCCCAAAUGCUUCGCCACCUGCCUGGAACAGGAGCUUUGGUGAUGGGGAGGCCCCCAACACUUGCCCCCACCAGGGGCUGACGACCAAAGGCGAUGCCGCAGAAGCCCGAGAAAGACAUCCCUCCGAAGCCCAGAAGGUGGAGCCAGCGGCCGCCGUCACUGCCCCUGAAGUAGAACCGCCCACGCCAGUGGAACCGUUUGUGCCGAACGGUCACAGUAAGGCUGUAGCUUCUGCACAGACCCACCCAGGAGCAGUUGCCCUUGACUCCCCUCAGGAUCCCGUUCCUGUCAGUUCAGUAACUCUAAUCCCACCUCCACCGCCACCGAAAAAUGCCGCCCGCAUGUUGGCGUUAGCUUUAGCAGAAUCUGCACAACAAGCCUCCACCCAGUCACUGAAGAGACCAGGAAAUGGCCAGGCCGGUUAUCCUGAUGCUGGAGACAGCGCAGUGGCUGGGCCCCAGGGCCCGCAGUUCACCCUCCCUUCCGGUUUCCCGUUAGACAAGGCCUAUUUCCAAAGCGGGACACCGGGAGAGCCCCCCGAGCUCCAGCGGGCCAUCCCCGGAGGCUGUGACGGCCCCAUCGUCCGUCCAGUCGCCUCCGCCACUGCCCCCGAGGACCAGCCCUACGCCGCCCCGGCCCCCGAACCCGGGGACGGGCCACACCCCUCAGCAGCCUCCCUGGGGAGUCCGCCCCGCACGGACAAGGCGGAGACCCAUCUGACUCUCUUGGCAGACUCAGAGAAGACCAGCCGGCCGUCCCCUCCCGGGGAUCCGGAGACGGACCCCCAGGCCCCAUCUUUUGGGAGCCCGGACCCACCUGACCGGUACCGGCCCAGAGGAGAGGAGCCUUACAUCCUUCCCGAUCCGUACGUCGAUAAGCCCCACCUCCCUCCCGAGAUGGCACCAGGCCCGUGGCCCCUGGACAGAGCCCUCCCUUCGGCUGGCCCCCCCGGGGAGAGCAGCACCGGCAGCACAGUGACUCACCUGACAAAUACUCAGCCAGAAGCAACCGAAAUCAUCCCCGGGGAAUCUCCGUGGGGCUGUGCCGGCCAGCCCACUCCCUCAGAGGAUGGCUUCUUCCCCUCCGGCCAGCCCACCCCCUCAGCGGAUGGCUUCUUCGGCACCCUCCAGCGCACCCACAGGAACAACCGGCCCCGCCCUGUAACGCCUCCAGCUCAGAGAGCAGUCGAACCACAGGCACCCCUGGGGCAGAUUCCCGCGGCAGCCGGCAUAGCACCCAAUGGUUCCCUGAAGGUGCGAGGAGGAGUGCCGGCUCCAGAGAAGCCUCCUGAACCCCGGACAGCAGACCCAGCCCCCACCACCUGGGCCCCCGCUGCUACCAUUGCCCACCCGGGCCUGCCCGUGAAGCUCCGGGAGGGUACGCGGGCCCCGCCCCUUCACCUGCGCUCUGAGUCUGUUCCCGCCUCCGCGCCUUAUAGCUUUGGCGCGCCCAUCCCGCCCACUCGGACGCUGGAGAGUAAGAUGGCAGCCGCCAUGCACGCCAACAACGCCGACGGCCUGGGCGCCUCGAGUUACCACGCUUUUGCCGCAGCGCCGUCGGCCUCCCCGGAUGAGGACUCGUUGCUGGGACCACCCCACCCUCAGCCAAAGCACACCUCGCUUAAGCCGGCCCACCCCGUCUACCCCUGGCCAGAGAACUCCCCUGAGCCUCUCAGCCCCGAAAACUGCGCGCCCAUCGGCCUGGCUCCUGCCUGCCAGUAUCGUCCGCCAGCCGGCCCUCUGCCCGGCGUGAAACCAGAGCAGCUCCAGGGAUAUGGCUCCAGGUCGGAGACCCUGUCCUCCGGGAGCCCCCGCUACAACACGUACCUGCCCCCGGGAAAGAGUGGAGCGGGAGCCCGCUCGAGGCCAUGCGGCCGGAUGGAGUACGGGUCUUCGGCCAGCCCUUCUGUGCGCAGCGCGUGCUACCCCGACGACCUACCCUUGUACCCCACCAUCCGGAGGGUCCAGUCCCUGCACGUGCCGCCGACGGCCCUGAUCCGCUCCGUGCCCAUCUCCCGGACUGAGGUGCCCCCGGAUGAUGAGCCCGCUUUCUGCCCACGGCCCCUGUACCCAUAUAAGCCAUACCAGUCCUCCCCAGCCCGCUCAGAUUACCAUGUGACUCAGCUGCAGCCUUACUUCGAGAACGGACGAGUCCACUACCGCUAUAGCCCGUACUCCAGCUCUGCGGGCCCCUGCUAUGGCGCCGAAGGGCCCUUCUACACCCUGGACGCCUACAGCACGAUGCAGCCGAAGCCUUCCCACCGCCAGCCCGGCAGGGACCUGACCUUUUGCGCCGCCCGGCCCCAAGGCAAGAACUCGGCCCGCCACCCUGGCCCACCACCCCGCCCCCGGGCCAGCUUCGUAGGCUACCUGCCGAGCCACGAGCCUACCUAUGCCCAUCUGCCCCCGCCUUCCGACGCCAGGCCCACGUAUGCCUCGUGGGACCUGGAGGACCUGGAGAAGUACCGCUUGCAGUCGAUCCGGAGGGAGAGCCGCGCGCGCCAGAGGGCCAGGGGGCCCGUCCUGUCCCAGUACGACAACAUCGCCCCGCUCGGCCUGGAGGACCCGGCCAGCAUCUACGUCAUCCACCUCCGCAGCAAGUCUGAUCCGGGGAAGACGGGGCUUCUGUCAGUGGCGGAGGGGAGGGAUGGGCGCCGUGCUUCCAAGGCCAUCUCCCCCGCCGAGGGAGACGAUCGCUUUUGCCGGAAGCAUCCUGAGGCGGAGCUGGAGCGAGCCCACUGCCACGGAGGCUGUGGCAAUGGGCAGGCAGAGAAGCCCUCCCUCCCCCAGAAGCAGAGCAGCCUCCGGAGCCGCAAGGCCCGGGAUCUGGGCGGACCCCCAUCCGAGCACAGGGCGCACCAGGAAGCAAGCCAUAGGGCCCUGGCGGAGGCCAGGAACGGACCCCCGUUUCCCGCGGGCGCCUGCCAGCUUGAUUAUGGGCCCAGAGGCCCGCAGGACCCACUGGAUCCCCCAGGUUACCACCCCCUCUACGGCCCCAGUGGUCAGGGGACGUUAAGACCGAGCCACAAAGAACCGAGGCUGCCCGAAGACCCAGAGCGGCCUCGAGUGCGGUCCUCCGCGGCCCCUGAGAGACUCUCCAGAGAGUGCUACCUAGAGGAGGAGCACCUGGCCCGGGCCAUGGCCACGCCCCCCAAGCCCGAGAGGAGCCACAGCCUGAGGCUCCACCCGGGGCCAAGCAUGGAGAGGGAGCCCGGCCUUCUCUACCAUUACCACCCUCACGGCAAGCGCCAGGGCGCGGUGACUGUGCUGUCUCAGUACGAUAACGUGGGUGACUGCCACACCCUGCCCCCACCCCCACGGGGCUCUGCCUUUGGUGGAGGAGGUGGAGGAGAUGGGCCUUUCGGGCCCCCCAGCUUUCCCCAUCCACAGAACAGGACUUACGCCACGGCCUUGGGUCAGGGGGCCUUCCUUCCCACAGAGAUGUCUCUGCAAAGCCCCGAAACACACCUCCGUGCAGAAUGAGCCUGGGAAUACCGUAAUAGAGUCGAAGCAGCCUCUGCUGGACAGCGGACUGUUUUAUUUUUUCAACGACCAAAAAGAUUAAAAAAAAAAAACCCUAAAAAAUCACAAAAAACAACCAAACCAUCCCCGUAAGAAAAAGGAAACCGAUCAUCUCCUCCCCGCCACGCCUGCCCCCCUCCCCCAUCCCGUCAUGGCCUUUCCCACCCACCGCCUCUGUCAUUUGUGGAUGGCAGAGAGCUGGGUGGGGUUACAGGGUUAUAUCGUUGGUCCACGGCAGAGAAAUCCUUUAUCCACCAAGCGCGCCUGAGGGCGCUGGACUGAAACGGGCCCAGGUGCCCCCAUCUACCCAGCUUAAUGUCGUCCCGUCUCCCGGGUUCCUGCCAGGUCCCAGAGCAGCAGCCCCCAUCAGUCGGGAAGGGCCCUGGCGUUUGGCGUGAGGGUCUGGGCCCACGGCGAUGGACCACGGCCGGACCCUCCGGGCACCUCUCCCCUGUCCCGUCACCCCGUCUCCCAGACAGUGAUCCAACCGUCCUAUGUCGGAGAGCACGUGGGGAGAAGGGUGCCUGCCCCAUGCCCUUCAGAGCUAGAGUUAGUUAUAUUUUAGGCAAGAAAGGAGUUAACUGAUUUAAUUUAAGUAUUUAAGAAAUGAAAGGAGCUGUUGUUUUCUUAUCCUCGAGAGGUUUUGAAGCCUUUCUUCUUAGCACUUCAUAGAAAUGUCAGCCCAUGUAGGCUAGGACCAACCCACCGACUACCCUCCUUGCAUCUCUCCGUUCUCUUCACCAGCUGGUGAGAGUGCAGAAGGGUUUUGUUUUUUUAAAACAAGGACCACUUCCAGAAGUUGUGGGAAAAUAAAAUACUCAUCCUUUUCCCGAAACGGUGUCAGUGCUUUUAAUGUGUUUGGUGCCUUGGGGAGUAUUUUUGUUUUGUUUUGUUUUUUUAAAGUCAUUUUGGUAAAGAAUCAUUUUUAAUGGAAACAUUUCAGGCCAGCUCUCCUUCAAAGGCAACCGUUUCAGCGACCGUUUGUCCAGAGAAACCUAGAGAUGAUUUCAUAGUUCCAGAAUUGGCUACACGUCCAUUUCAUUUUUCUAAACCAGAGUGCAGGCUACCUGGGAAUACUUAAUGUAGCUUCCAACGAUCUGUGGAACACGUUGACUACUAGGCUAAUUACUUAGUACACUGAAUCAUAUCAUCGAACUGUGCAGUUCCUCUGUAUGUACUGAGUAAUUAGGUGCUUGGUUCUCUGUUUUAUCGUGUUUUAUCGUGGUUACCAUUCACACCAGCAUUUCAGAACCAUUUCCCUUCUGACGUUGUAGCAGUGUUGUAUACGUUAGUAUCAGGAUCUUUUUUUCUUCCUUUAAAAGAAAACGUCACUGUCCAUCACUGCAGUAGAACUAAGACCAACUCUCCUUUCCUUCCCAGCUGGGUCCCGUUUUUCUAAAUUCUCUCUCCCUUGAUUCCUUCCCCCAACCCCACCACAAGCUACUCCAGGCCAGCAGUGCAGUGGUCUAGAUUUCUAAAGCAAAUCUAGUAGGACAUUUCAUUACAAGAGGCUUACUAAUACUUGAGUUUAGGAGUUAACGUAUGUUGAGCACGCUCAGUUUGUUCAGGAGGUGGAGGAAUUCUCCCCGGUUACCGCAUCGGAAUCUCACUGACUCUUGAAACUCAGAGCGGGUUUGAUAUAAAAAUGGGACAAAGUCAUCAAAAGUUUUCCUAAUCCUAAAACCAUGCUGCUACCAUUGCUGUGAAACUAUUCAGAGACUAGGACGGGUGACAGUUGUCUUGGACCCAGAGUUUCAUUUCAUUGCUGUUUUAGGGUUUGAAAUUAGAAGAUUUUGUGGCCCAAGCGGUUUCUCUUUGGAACCUCCCAGGACCCGCUGUGGCAGGUUCACUGACUAUCAUGUAUUCGUUCUCGAUGAAAGGAGCAUUUGCCUGAGAGAUAUCGAAACCAUGGAUAGUUUUCUUGCGGGCACACCAGAGUGGUUGGGGAUGGGGGCGGGAGGACCCCUAGGGAAUUCAGCGUUCCUAUCUUUGUGGAUCUGGAGGGAAUUGGACUUCCUGGGGUCAUCCCGAUGGGCUGCUCUCUCCCUCUGGAUCCCUUGGAGUCAUCCUUCUUGGUUUCAUCGAGGCAGCAAAGCUGGCAUGGCAGUUGACCCAUCGGCUCCAGACGCCAGCCAGACCCGGCUAGGCCCGGGGAAGGGAAGGGGCUCGAUUAGAUGGCUGUUACCCAGCAUCCUAAUGGGAGAGGCCACUGAGAAACCCUUGGGCACUGGUCGAUUUGUACAUCACUUUUGUCUCCCCUACACGUAUUUCCCACCCCCGCCAAAAGCUGAGCCGGUCGCCACCGAUCCCCAGAGGAACGACCAUGUAGAAACUCUAGGUCAACCCCCUGACUUCCAGGAAAUGGAUGAGAACCUCGAGCCUUUGACCCAAACCCCCAUUUGUUUUUUCCAGCCUAGACACAGCCUUAAUUAUGUGACCGGUGAGCUGAAAAACUUGUGCGGGUGUCUCUUCUUUACCUAUUGGGGUCGAAAUCGGGGGGUUAAUCACUGUGAGCCAGAUAACCUCAGCAUGGGUCACCCCACGAGCACCAGUGGGGCAGGACCUGGGGUGGGGAUUUGGGGCUUUGGGCUCUUCUGAUGUAGAGCGUUUUCACAAUAAACACAGAACGGCCUAAUGCCCCGGGCCCACUAUCCGGUCAUACUCUGAUCGGAGCAGCUCCAUCUCUAGGCUUUGAGCGGCUCCACUUCCAUCCUGGGAGCAGAGCUUUUCCAUACCACUUUGGAGGGUGCCGUUUGUAUUUUCUAGUCCCUCACACCUGAGCCUCACCGAUUCUUCUAGCACUCGUCCUUCCCCUACAGGCCCGUCUGACCCCCAUUUCUGCAGAAUGCCCAACCGUCUCAGAGAGAAAGUAGGAUCAGGUUGAAAGUUGGCAGAGGGGACAACUUAGGUGAGAGAAAAAGAGAGCGAGAGAAAGAGAUUUGCACGCGCUGCUGAGGGAAACGGGCACCAAGUCAUGGUUCGAGGGGACGACCCCACGGCCAAUCUAGAAUGUAUCGUUCUCCUUGGGAGAGGGAGCAGGCUCACUUCCCCUAAGCAGACCCCUGCAUCGUGCAAUCCGUGAAAAUGUUAUUGAGGCAAGGUAUGUAAAGGAGGUGAGAGUGGAAGUGAAGGAAUGUUGUUGACUUCCAAGAGAGGUAGGAGAGACGGGUGAUUUUUCAGCUCUGCUGUGGAAAUCUGCCGGGUCAGGGAAGGUACGUCUUAGCUCGUGUGCACAGCUUAUGUGUGUGCGAUGGAGUCUCUCCCCGCCCCCCCCCCCCCCCCCGGGUCUGGUUUGCACCAUUUCUGUUGUGAAAGGAUGAAAGAUUGAGACAUGGUGGUUUUGCAGCUCACCCUCUGCAGUAGAAAACUUGAUUAUUCAACCAAUGACCCGCAUGAGAAAAGCAUCCUAGAAAGUCUUGGAUCACACUUCUGAGUUGGCUUAACUUUAAUUUAUAUAGUGUCUUAUUUUUAUGUUUUAAUAUUUUUUUGUGAACUGGUGAAAAAUGUAUAUGCUGAGAAGCUCAUGUAUUUUUUUUUUGUAAAUAAUUUUGUGGCUUAUUCCUCGCCCCCGAGUGUAAAUAUUUAGAUUCUCAUUUUCUUCCAACCUUGUAUGAUGCUGACGUGUGGGUUUUUGGUUAUUUUGUACUGUAACGUGAUGAUCCAGACUAAGAUGUCUUGUGGUAUAAAUCAAAUGUCCCACUGAGCUCAACUCAAAUGUACAACUCAACAGCAUUAAUCAAUUCAGGUUCAAAACCA
Messenger RNA from Ornithorhynchus anatinus (platypus), 10264 nucleotides. RefSeq names its product Rho GTPase activating protein 32 (gene ARHGAP32). The transcript is spliced from 25 exons. NCBI's taxonomy places the organism in Eukaryota, Metazoa, Chordata, Mammalia, Monotremata, Ornithorhynchidae. Bases 38 to 6469 code for a protein of 2143 amino acids. Gene Ontology annotation, cellular component: Golgi apparatus; cell cortex; actin cytoskeleton. Gene Ontology annotation, biological process: small GTPase-mediated signal transduction. The record is from RefSeq and is a predicted model, not a curated record. Gene Ontology annotation, molecular function: GTPase activator activity; phosphatidylinositol phosphate binding; protein binding.